This is a messenger RNA of Linum trigynum, 2301 nucleotides long. The record is from the annotation of a GenBank genome assembly. NCBI's taxonomy places the organism in Eukaryota, Viridiplantae, Streptophyta, Magnoliopsida, Malpighiales, Linaceae.
UGGAAACUAAAAAACAACAGCUAACUUCCAUACACAUCUGUAUUAAACAAGAUAAUGUUCGUGUUCAAAAGAGAUAAAUCCUUCCACAAGCUCCAAACAAGCCAGCUUCCAAAAUCUAUAUUAUAUCAACAAGCCACUGAGUCAAACUAGCUCACAAGCUUAUCAGCCUGAGCACGGUCCAGCUCAAGCUUGGUUCGUUUAGUAAUGGUUCGGCUCACGAAUCACCUUGUUAUAGAACGUGUUUUCUUCGAUUCAAACGCCGAGUUGCUCGCAAGUUUCUUUAGCUCAUUUGCAACCCUAAUUGAGACUUUAAUAAUAGAUAGAUGCAAGGGUAUUGGGCCGUAAGUCCAAUCAACGACAAGGGGCCACGAUCUGCAGACACGACGGCCCACCAAUCUCCUGAAAAAAACAUUUAUCUCGGGGUCCAGCACAAAACGAACCAAAAAUUGCCGUUGCCAUCUACCACUCUCUCUCCACCUGCGCACGUGCCAUUUGGUUCGCGCGUUUCAUAGAACAGAAACCAAAAUUCACCUUCUUUCAGCGAACAACACAAAAGCCUCACUCUCACUCGCUCGACUCGGAGCACUCAGAACUCAGAAGCCACUCAACUCCCUGCCUCCGUCCCCGCCAAUGUCGACGCUAAUGACCGCCAGGCCCACUCUCUCCGGUGGUCCUUCCUUCGGAUCGCCGAGCUCCACCGCCACCUCCCGCCGUCGGACCAAAUUCAGGCACCCGGCGGUGAGAAUGCAGCAGACGCGAUUCCACACUCUGAUCCAGGAGCAGGGGACCGUGCUGAUGCCGGGCUGCUACGACGCUCUCUCCGCCGCCAUUGUCCAGAAAACCGGAUUCAGUGCUGGUUUCAUCUCCGGCUACGCUCUCUCCGCUUCUCUCCUCGGCAAACCGGACUUCGGCCUGCUCACGCCGCCGGAAAUGGCUGCUGCUGCUAGAACGGUUUGUUCUGCGGCCUCGCUCAUACCGAUCAUCGCCGAUGCUGAUACUGGUGGGGGAAAUGCUCUCAAUGUUCAGAGAACAAUCAAAGACUUGAUUGCAGCUGGUGCUGCUGGAUGCUUUCUGGAGGAUCAAGCAUGGCCGAAGAGGUGUGGGCAUAUGCGUGGCAAACAGGUUAUACCAGCAGAAGAGCAUGCUGCUAAAAUUGCCUCUGCUAGGGAUGCUAUAGGGGAUGCAGAUUUCUUCCUUGUGGCCAGGACGGAUGCCCGUGCAACAUCAGCGAAAACAGGUCUUUCGGAUGCCAUUGCAAGGGCCAAUCUGUAUAUGGAGGCAGGAGCUGAUGCAUCUUUUGUGGAGGCGCCAAGGAACGACGAGGAACUCAAGGAGAUUGCACGAAGAACGAACGGGUACAGGGUAUGCAACAUGCUUGAAGGAGGGGUCACUCCCUUGCACACUCCUGAAGAGCUCAAGGCAAUGGGGUUCCAUUUGAUUGUGCACCCACUAACCUCGCUCUACGCAUCAGCUCGUGCGUUGAUUGAUGUGUUGAAGACCCUGAAGGAGAAAGGCACCACAAGAGACGAACUCGACAAGAUGGCUACUUUUAAGGAAUUCAAUGAAUUGGUUGAAUUGGAGUCCUGGUUCGAUCUGGAGUCGAAAUACGCUAGUAUGAAGAAUGUUACUACAGCAGUUAGAACAUGACCAGCAGGUUAGGAGUAAUAAAACUCUUCUCCAGCCGUCCUAGGAGGACUUGUCUUCAAAGUUCUGUACUUUGAACUUACAAAACAAAUAAAUUAGCUUUCGUUUAUUUUGAAUGAAGUAUUAAGUAGUUCUGAAUCCCCCUUAGCAACGUUGAACAUGAUGCGACACUAGAGGAAAGGUCAUUUGUCAACUAUUCGAACGAAAACCGUAACUCCUGCACCUCUUACCUACUGUUUUCGAUUUCAGUUUUCUUAUCGGUUUUCUGGUUUAAACUGUAAUCGAUAAGAUCCAAAUCGAUUUGAGACCAAAAACUCGAAACCGAUGCGGUCUUUAUCAGUUCAGUUUGAACAAUCGAAACAAAUAUCCCAGCCAUAAUAUCAUCUCAUCUUACAGAUUUACAUCAUAUAUUGGUGCUGCAAAUCUCCAAUUAUUGGUCACCAAAUCACACCCCCAGUUCAUCAGGUUGUGCAGAGGAGAAGUGCAAAUGCAUGGGGCCUAUCUGUCUGGUAAGCUUCACGGACGGAAAAACACCCCCUCGUGACCCUUCCUUUCUCUGUGUCAUAAUUUCUCCAUUGCUUGAAAUAGUCAAUUUGCUUUGCUCCUUUUUCAUACUGGGAAAAGAUGCCUGUCUUCCACUAUCAUUCUGGUCAUGGU